CGCGCGCUGGUGAACUGGGUGCUGGUCUGGGUUUUUCUCUGCGCAAUUGCGACGUUAAUCAUGUUGUUUCUGGUGUUCCAUGUACGUACAGUUAACUAUCUUCAAGGUUUUGCUUGCUAACUACUGAAGUUGAAGACGCUCUUGAACACGCGAUCCAAGUUUUACCUCCAAAAUCGGACGAUCUUCUUAUGAGAAAGUUUAUACGAAGUAGCGGUGUCAUACAACGCUCGUACACCUUGUACUUGCGACUCCAGCUCACGUAUCUCCCACUCAGCACACCCGCGUUCAGCUCCUUCUCCACAUUGUCCAUGAGGGACCGUGCUCAUCAGUGAGCGUUCCCGAGUGAAUCAAUAUCCUGUGGUCGACAAAAAGAUGCAACGCAAACUGAAUAUAUACCGUAGAAACGUACAAGAAGUCUACUCAAGAUCUGACAGCGUAUCUAACCAUAUCAUCAAGGAGACAGACAGCAACAAGAUUAGAGACACACUCAAGUCCUUGGUAAGCACCGGUGGCCAACCAAAGAGGAUUGUGGAGUAUGUGAAAAAGUUCUGGUCAUCGCACGGCAGUAUGGACAGGACAGACAUGUUCACAUACAAUGUGCUCAUGAGCGUUCCGGACCCAGGAAACGAAAACAAGGUGGAGAUCUACAAGAACGAUGUUCUCUCCUACACUGCUACGAAUAAGGAAAUUGCUGGCAGCCAAAUGGGGCCUGCCUUCUACGCGUACUCGGCAGCUGGAGAUGUCAAGCAACCAUACGUCUACGUAAAUUACGGAACAAUGUCUGACUUCGACGAGCUGGCUUCAAGCACGAUCAACGUGGCAGGAAGGAUAUGCGUCGCACGCCUUGGCAAAAUAUCGCGUUCAAAAAAGGCACAAAAUGCGGAGAGCAUGGGAGCUGCAGGACUGGUCUUGUUCAUGGACCCCAACGAUUUCGGGCCCCAUGGCAAUACACAGCGGCCUUUUCCGGACUCCUGGUGGGUAGGAGGGAGUGCCUUGCAGAGAGGCAGCGUCGCGUAUGUCGCUGGAGACCCGGCCACACCUGGCUACCCUUCUAAAGCUGGAAUGUACCGGAAGCACGCCGACACAGUGAAAACACCGAGGAUUCCGUGCCAACCGAUUGGAUACGAUGACGCGAGGGCUAUUCUCCAGGAACUGAAUUCCCGCGUCUGUCCGGACUCGUGGAAGCCGAAGCUGAAAAUCCCUUGCAACAUCGAAGGGCCUCCCGAAGUAACGCUACGGAUCGCUGUAUACAACCAACUCCAGAGCAGUGAAAUUACCAACAUCGUCGGGACCAUCAUCGGCACACGGGAGACUGAUCGCCUUGUGGUUGUGGGCCACCACCUGGACUCAGUCGGCAAGGUAUCAGCUUCAGACCCCCUGUUAGGAGUCAGUCAGCUUCUGGAAGUGACUCGCGUCUUCGGGACUCUACGUUCGAAAGGGUGGCGUCCGCUGCGAACAAUGCUCUUUUCCCUUUGGGAUGGAGAAGAACAAGGUAUGCUCGGUUCCACGGAAUGGGUAGAAGACAACAUGGCCACUCUCAGGUCACGUGCAGUCCUCUACAUCGGCGCAGAUGUCCUUUCAGGAGGCCGGUUCCGCCCUAGGUCUUCCGCUGCUAUAGCGGAGUCAAUUCGCCGUUCAGCUUCAAUUAUUCCGCAUUACAAGGACAAAGGUCGGACUCUAUUAGCCUCAUGGUCCGCUGACCCGAAUGCGAUGAAGAACAUGAACUCUCAACCCAUCUCAUGGCCGGUUGUCGGACGUUCAGAUGACGCUGCCUUUGUGUUUAGCGCCGGGGUUUCAACAGCAUUCAUGCACUUCACGCGCCGACCGGGCAGCGGCAGUCCAUACCCUGCCCAGCAUACAGCAUACGAUACAUACGAAAUGGUGGAGAAGUACCUUGACCCUGGCUUCCGUAUAAGCCGGAUGUCGGCGCAGAUGAUGGCUAGCCUAGCCCGCCAGUGGGCCGACCGUUCACUGUUGCCCUUCGAAUUCCGAGAACUUUCCUACAGCAUUCGGCGUGCGUUCGACGCUUUUGCUGCCAAACACGGCGGCAUCAUGCGGGGACGUAACCUCCAUAUAGCUGCGCCACUCCAAGCUCUUCAAGAGUUCCAGCACUGGACCGAAAAGUUCGCGAAUUGGACAAAUCAAAUGGACUACACGAAUCCCAUGCGGCUUCGUAUAGCGAAUGACAUCAUGAUCAAAGUGGAGAAAGCAUUCAUCUGCCCAGGUGGACUUCCAUCGAGGGACAUCACUGUCAGAAACCUGGUCUACUCUCCAGACGGCGUCAUGUUUCCAGGACUGGUUGACGCAUUGAUGCAAGAACCCAUCGACGUCGACGAGUUUGGACGCCAGGCCGCUCUAUUGGCCGAAGUGUUGUCUCAGGCUGCCAAUAUCCUCCGUCUUUCUCCCAUUUAACGGCGACAAUAAAGAUUCUACAC
Messenger RNA from Ornithodoros turicata, 2435 nucleotides. Its product is annotated as glutamate carboxypeptidase 2-like. The transcript has 18 exons. The record is from RefSeq and is a predicted model, not a curated record. Gene Ontology annotation, molecular function: carboxypeptidase activity. NCBI's taxonomy places the organism in Eukaryota, Metazoa, Arthropoda, Arachnida, Ixodida, Argasidae. Bases 373 to 2412 code for a protein of 679 amino acids.